AUGGCAAAUAGCAGCAGACACCAGAAGAGCCAUAACGACAGACGAGUGCAGUCACCAGUGAGAACAGUGUCUUCUAUCUUUCUCUCUCUCCUUUUCUCUCAUAACUAUUUCUUUAAGAACUGCUCUCUGUCUUUUUCUCUCCGUCUUUCUAGUUUAUUCUCUCCCUUCUCUUUUCUUAUGCAAUUUAGAUACAUUCUCCGUGCACAUUAUCUAUCUAUCUAUCUAUCUAUCUAUCUAUCUAUCUAUCUAUCUAUCUAUAUCACUUUUCUUAUCUAUCUAUCUAUCUAUCUAUCUAUCUAUCUCAGUUUGUUCUUAUCUAUCUAUCGAUCUAUCUAUCUAUCUAUCUACCCCAGGUUGUCCUUAUCUAUCUAUCUAUCUCACUUUUCUUAUCUAUCUAUCUAUCUAUCUAUCUAUCUAUCUAUCUAUCUAUCUAUCUCACUUUUCUUAUCCAUCUAUCUAUCUAUCUAUCUAUCUAUCUAUCUCACUUUUCUUAUCUAUCUAUCUAUCUAUACCACUUUAUGUUUGACGAUAUGUAAAUUCUAUAUUGUCUCUCAUUCAUGUCCUGUAUCAACCAAGUUGCCUCCCUUCGAAUUUUACUUCCGCUCCUUCAAUAUCUUUUUCCCAUUUCUUUCUUCUUUUCUGCUCAAUUCUCUUCAGACAAUGCAACGAUAG
Acanthosepion pharaonis is the source of this 672-nucleotide messenger RNA. The record is from the annotation of a GenBank genome assembly. NCBI's taxonomy places the organism in Eukaryota, Metazoa, Mollusca, Cephalopoda, Sepiida, Sepiidae.